GUCGUCGAGUUUAGUCGCAUUUUCGUUCCGUUUGCAAUAUUUUAUUGCCGCUCGUGUGUGUGUGUGCUCUCUCAAAGUGAAAAAAGCUAGCAAGCAAAAAAACCGCCUCAGUUUUAUGCACUUUUUACUUAUUUAACGAGAGAGCGAGAGCCAGCCAGCCAGCCUACUCGAGCAACAACUACACAAACAAAAAGCAGCCAGUCUAGCCGCCGCUCUCAGUCGUUGGUGUGCGCCGCCAAUAUGAAAAUCUCAAUAUUAGCAAGCCGCCCCAUGCAGUGCUGUAGUGUAUGGCCGGGGGAGUGUCGCCGUCUGCAUAAAAAUUAAAGUGAAUUAUUUAUUCGAGUAGUUAAAGAAAAACAAAAAACGAAGCUACGGAAUGCAUUAGCAUAUUAACACAAUCUAAAUGUAUAUUCGUAUAAGCGCCACCAGCGCAAAGUAUUUAUUGUGUAGCGUGUAGUGAAUACAAAAGAAUUUUUUUAAGUGUUUGAACUCUGACGAAGUGGAAGCCACUUUUUUUGGAGACUACCUUGCAUUGGCGUUUCUUUCCGUACGCAUACAUACAUAACUGUGGCCUGUUUGUAUAGCAGCAACAAGGGUCCCUAAGCUCCCGCAUACAGUUGAAAAGGAAAGGAAAAGCCGAACAGAACUGACUGACUAUGCUGCAUGCAAACUUUUAAGUUAUUUCAAUUCAAUUUUGCGUUGAACGAUGGAUCGUCGUGGAUUGAAGUUUAUUUCGAAAAGAACGGAUAUUGAAAGCGACGUCACACAACCAACGCCAAACAAUCUCUACUUACCUACUCAACCUUUGAAGGACAACUCGAAUAUUAGGAUUAUCAAAGUCAAUUCUGAGUACACACAGUCGGUGGAUAGCACAACAGCUGCAUUAAAGCAACACCAACAACAGCCACAGGCGACUACGACCAUCACCACUACUACAGCAGCAGCGAAUAAUAGUUUUAACAAUCAUUUGAAUAACAAUAACAAUAAUAGGAACGCUAAUACAGCUAACAACAAAAACAACGAACGCCCGCUUAAGUGUCUCGAAACACUCGCACAAAAGGCGGGAAUCACGUUUGACGAGAAAUACGAUUUCGCUAGUCCACCGUAUCCGGAUACGCACAUUAGUAGCGCCAGUAACGGCAACAACCACUACAACCAUAAUCCCAACGUCAGCUAUAGGCAUACUUUAGCAGUGAGCAGUGGUGGAGUUUCAUCAUCAUCGUCGUCGUCAUCAUCCGCUUCAUCGACGACCUCAUCAGCAUCAUCCACAUCUUCGACUUCUUCGACAUUUGUCAGCUCAUCAACGCCAUCGGCAACGGCUAUCGCAUCCACUUCGACACCGCAGAAAAACUUCACGCUGGAGAAAUCACAGAGUCCAGCUCAACAAGUGGCGCCUUCAUCGGUGCCACUACAAAUCUCACCCGAACAAUUACAACAGUUGCAACAACUGCAACUGCAACAUGGCUCACCAUUCACUGCCAUACAGGUGAAACAGGAAUUUCCUACGCACACUGCCACCACACAUCAGCUGAGCGCUGCCGGUGCGGGCGGUGAGCUGAAGCACCCGGGUUUGUUGGAUGCCACGCAGGCCAAUCAGCUGCAACAAAUGCAAAUGCAGUUGGCGGAUCCUACAGCCGGUGCGCCCGGCAGUCCGGCUAAUCAGCAAACACCAAGUAGCGCGGCCGCUGCUGUUGCUGCCAUGCAGCAGCAUUCGACCACCAUAAGUACCAUGUCGCCGAUGCAGUUGACCGGACAGGUAUUGGGUGAUUGGGCACAGGGGCGUACGGUGCAGUUGAUGCCACAACAAACGGCGCUCAAUUCGGGUUUCCUGUAUCCACAACUCGUUUCUGGCAACUUGAUACACUCGAAUUUGGGACAGCAGCCGAUACAGGUUAUCGCUAGCAAGCCCUUUCAAGGUGGCACGCCUCAAAUGAUUACCACCACCACGCAGAAUGCUAAGCAAAUGAUCGGCGGUAAUGCAGGCUUUCCCAACACCUACGCCAUACCGUCCAGUCAAUCGCCACAGGCUCUGCUUUUCACGCCCGUGCUCGCGCAAUCGCCGCAACAGCAACAGAAUAUAUUUAAUUCCAUGGCAGCUGCAGCAGCUAAUGCUCAACAACAGCAACAGCAACAACAACAGCAACAGCAGCAACAACAAAAUGCAAAGGCCACUAGCGAUGCGCAGAAGGGUCUGCAGCAGAAGGUCGUACAAAAGGUGACAACCACCACGAAUACAGUGCAAUCGGCCGCGGGCGCCGCCGGUGCUGUGGCUCAGCAGCAGCAACAGCAGCAGCAGUCAACGCAACAAUGCGUGCAGGUGUCGCAAGCUACAAUGCCGACACAGAUAAUUAGUCCUCUGCAAAACGCCACUGGCGCACCGCAAAUGCAAAUUGGCCCAUGGGUGCCGUUUUGGUCGAAUGGCCUACAACAGUUGCAGAAUCCAAUUAUAAUACGCGGCACGCAGCCGGAUGGUACGCAGAGCAUGUUUAUUCAGCAGCCGGCUUCGCAUCAAACAAUACAGGCGCAGCAGCAGAAUCCCAUCACCUUACAGUGCAACGUCGCACAGCCCGCUGUUAAGCCGCGUCAACAAAUAGAAGCGCUCGCGCCGAAACAACAGCAAACCCAUCAACAACAGGCACAGCAGCAGCAGCAGACGGCGCAGGCCGUCGUCGCAGCCGCCGCUCAAUUGCAGCAACAAGCCGUUACAGCUAGCCAAUUGCAACAGCAAGUGGCGCAACGCGUGCCCCAAAUACUGCCGCAAAAUGGCGCUCAGAUACGUCCGGCUAGUUCGGUGUCGACUCAGACUGCCCAAAAUCAAAGUUUGCUAAAGAAGAUGCGCACCAAGCAGCAGCCAGUGCGGCCAGCACUGCCGACAAUGAAGACUGAAAAUGGCCAGCCGCAGCAGCUGAAGCCCCAAACGGUCGCCACGGCAGCUGGGUUGCAGCAGCAAGGCGCCACUAUGCAUCAGGUGGUUACGCCUGCGGGUAAAAUGGUUGUGAUGUCAACAGGGCCGCCGAUAACCAUACAAAAUGGACAGGCCAUACAGCAGGCCACCACGACUGGCCAUGUCGACAAGCAACAGCAACAGCAGCAGCAAAUUCAAAUACAGCAGAUGCAGAAGCAGCAGCAGCAACAACAACAGGCUCUACUGCAGCAGCACUUGCUACAGCAACAAUUUGCAUCGGCUAUUCAAAUGCAACAACAGCAGCAGCAGCAACAACAACAGCAACAGUUGCAACAACACCAACACCAGCAGCAACCGCAACAAAUACAGUUGCAGGUGACGCCACAAACAUUCAUCACACAGCAACAGCAAGCGCAACAACAACAACAGCAGCUACAAACUCAGUUGCUGCAACAGCAGCUAGUUCAACAACAACAACAACAGCAGCAGCAGCAACAGCAACAGCAGCAGCAGCAGCGUGAGCAACAACAGAAUAUAAUACACCAAAUCGUCGUGCAGCAGCAGCCACAGCAGCAACAGGCUCAGACUCAUGCCCAGCAGCAGCAGCAGCAACAACAACCACAACAACAGCAGCAACCGCAUUUACCACCGCAGAUUGCCGGCGUACCCUUCUCGGUGUCGUCUUCGACGCCAUCAAGCAUAGCCUCGUCCGCAGCCGCCGCGCUGCAGCAACACGGCGUCUAUCAGUCGAAGGCCUCGACGCUGCCAACAACGUCAGUGGUGACUAUCACUAAUCAGGCUGGACCAUUGGUCACCAGCACCAUUGGCAUUAAUCAGACGGCACAGCUGCAGCAGCAACAACAACAACAGCAACAGCAACAAGCACAGCAGGCGCAACAACAAGCGCAGCAACAGCAACAAGCACAGCAGGCGCAACAACAAGCGCAGCAGCAGCAACAACAACAGCAAAGUUUACUGGCCGCAACUCUUGCCGCCUCGCAGCAGCAGCAGGCGCAACACCAGGCGCAGCAGGCGCAACAACAAGCACAGCAGGCUCAACAGCAACAAGCACAGCAAGCGCAACAACAAGCACAGCAGGCGCAACAGCAACAAGCACAGCAGGCGCAACAGCAGCAGCAAACCCAAAUGGCUCCGCCAUCCGCUCACCCACUGCCACAACCCAGUAUGGUUUCCACACCCACACAGAGUCCACUGCUCGGCCUCACAUCAAUGAUGAACGCAUCCAUGGGCGGUAGCAUACAGUCCUCGCCGGUUACAUCAACUCAGCAGCAGCAAAAUACCAAUGUGCAAAUCGUAACGGCGAAAGUGCCACCUGUGGCGCAAGUGAAGCGUAGCAACGCGGUGAAGGCAACACCAGUGGCGGCCGUGACGAAGGUGCAGCCGCAACAGGUGGUGAAUAAGGUAUUGCCCACUACAGUAAUGCAGCAAACGCAAGCGCCGGCGAGGGUAGCAAACAAUAAAGCACAACAACAACAGCAGGCGAACGCGCGGAAUGCAGCCGCAGCAGCUGCCACAGCGGCGGCGGCGGCGGCAGCGGCAGCGGCAACAGCAGCAACUGUCUCAGUGACAGUCGCUGAUGCCCAAAUCACAUUGACGCCCGUCACAAAGACAACGCCGUCGCAACUUGCCACAGGUGCUGCAUAUACAAAAGUGUCCAACAGCAGCGACACAACAGCCGUCACUAUAUUUGCUACACCUGUUACUACAACAACCACCACGCAACCUACUAAAGCAAAGACUAUGCCUACUGUGGCGGCUACAAUACCGACAUCAGCGCGCAAAACAAACCUUAUACGGCCAAUUAAUAAGGCGGAGGUGAAGCCGAAGGUAAUAAAGACCGCUGCGACCGUUCCCAAACAGCAGCCAGCGCAGCCUAAAGUUCAGCAACAGCAGCCGAUACAACAACAAAAACAACCACAGCAGCAGCCAACACCACAAGCGGCACAACAACAAACAGCGAAGAUGGCAAUGCUAAAGCCGCAGCCGCAACCUGCUCAGGUUGGUUUGCCACAGCCGCAGCAAAGCCAGGUGCAGACACAACAACACGUCAGCGAACAGGCAGCACGCGCUCUAACAUCUACGCCUACUCCAGCUGCCAUGCCGGCGACAGUGAACAACAACAUGGGCGGCAACAAAUUGAUGGAGUUCCCACAGCCAAAUGCUGUGAUGCAGCCCCAGCUUUACCCCGAGCCGCCAGCAGUCACACAACAACCAUACAAUAAUGCGCCCACGUCUAUGUACAAUAACGGCGUGGUGCAGGAGGAGCAGCAAGAGCCGCCACCGCCUCACUUGACCAACGGCAACAUGUCGCACAGCUAUGAUUGCAGUCAUCAGCAGCAACAGCCGCAGCUACCACCACAGGAAAUCGAAUUUAAUAGCCUCAGCUUGGAGCAAGUGGAGAGCUUUGCACCACCAACACCGCAGCAGUCGCAUGAGCAGGCGAGCAAUAUCUUGCCAGCAGCGCACAACUCCAACAGCAAUGGCUCGCUUGCCAGUAUUUGUAAUAAUAACAACGGCAACAGCAAUAAUCGCUGCCUGCAGUAUUCGAAUUCGGCCUUCAAUGUGCCGACGAAUAUUGUGAAUCCCUUGCAGCAAACUCUCCAGUACAAUAACAACAAUACCGCCGGCAACGGUGGCACCACAAAUACAACAACAACUAUGGGCUCGCGUCCAACGAAUCGUGUGCUGCCGAUGCAGCAACGUCAGGAGCAUAUAGCCACCACAACGCCACCACUGCAGGUGAAGCAACCCACAGCUACCAUGCCGAAGUUGGCACCAUUGAAUACUGUGGGCGCCAAGUGCUUACAUCCCGCCAGCGCGGUGAAUGGCGCCAAGAUCUACUACGAGGCUGAGGUGAAGAAGGAUGAGCAAAUGCUGCAUAUACUGCACUCACCUCAACAUCAGCAGCAACAGCAGCAGCAAGUGUUGCAAAUGCAGCUACAUGAGCCACACCAGGAGACGACAAGCAUC
Rhagoletis zephyria (snowberry fruit fly) is the source of this 5896-nucleotide messenger RNA. Its product is annotated as polyhomeotic-proximal chromatin protein-like. The record is from RefSeq and is a predicted model, not a curated record. Lineage: Eukaryota; Metazoa; Arthropoda; Insecta; Diptera; Tephritidae.